Leptinotarsa decemlineata (Colorado potato beetle) is the source of this 3010-nucleotide messenger RNA. RefSeq names its product putative nuclease HARBI1. The record is from RefSeq and is a predicted model, not a curated record. NCBI's taxonomy places the organism in Eukaryota, Metazoa, Arthropoda, Insecta, Coleoptera, Chrysomelidae.
UCUCACAUUAAUCUCAACAGAAGAAAAGAAACGGCUAACAUCAGUAUGAUGUCGUGAUCAACAGUAGGAGGUUACAGCCGAAUCCAGGUUUCCCCCACCGUUAUGGCGUAAUUGACGGCAUUGUCCUUGACUGGCGCCACACGGCCUUGAGCUAUGUGCAAGACCAUAUGACCUUGAACAUGGAGUUUGACCUGAGAUUCGAGCCUGUUUCUGGUACAUGACCUUGAAUUUUGAUCUUGAAUAACGUCAUUGAGUCGCACUUUCAGCAAUACUUAGCCUGAGACACAGCCUCGAACUUAGCUUACUGCGAUCCUGCGAAAACGGUAAUUUAUUGAUAUUUUGCUUCGCGUUGGGGAUACCGAUAUAAAUUAUUUCAAAAGUUGCGUAGAAAUCGAUUUUCAUAUUCAAGUCCGAUUUUCUAUUAAUAGUUCCGGAUGAUGAAAUAGUCAAAAUCAAUGAAAAAAAAAAUCCAUGAUGAAUAUUAUGUUUUUCAUUCUCAUCCCUACAUUAUAAGGAAUUUAUUAUUUUCGUGGCUAUUUACUUGUAAACCAUUAAUUGAAGGUCGGGGUUGAAUAUGAAUUUAGAAUUUUGCGUUGAAAUUCGGUAUGUCGGGUCAAAAUCGAUAUGUAAGCAACUUUUUCAAAUAACUCAUUUCGGUAUCAACGCGAGAAUUUGUCCUUUUCGCAGGAAUGCGGUAGGCUGGGCUUGAGGCUAUCUCUCGAGCUGAUUAUUGCGAAAAUUGCGGCUCAUGAAGGUCUUUGCCUAUAUCAAAAAAGCAAGUAUCUUCUUUCAGAAAUGACUGAAAUAGAGGGGCGUCUUCAUCUUAAGUGUGUCAGCCUGUGUGGAGUUUGACCUUGUAUAUAAGGUUGGGGGGUAGAUGACAUACACGGAAAAAUGGCACCAUUUGACAUUGUCUUUAAUGGGUACUCUGUACAAGUACAAGUUUGUAGUGGAAGGAGUUCGCAGUGGCAGCAAAUGAAUACAUCAGCCUCAGCGUAUGAAGAGAGGCAUGUGCACCCCACAAAAACUAAAUCUUUGAAUCUAUCAGAGGAAGCAUGAUUGACGACAACCCUAUGACAUUCCUUCAUCUAUUACAUGAUACAUUUUUCCCAAAUGCACACCAAUGUGUGUUGGUCUAUGGCAGACAGGGGACGGUUUACUUCUAUGGUUGUUUUUUUCAGAAAAUUUUGGGUUUUCAAUUAUCAAUGGGAGAAAGUUGAUGAAAUACUCGAGCUUGAAAUUGACGACCUUGGAUGUGGUACUAUGAGAGAGAAACUAUUUGUUAAUGUGAAGAUUCUUGGAAUCGCCCUAAGAUUCUAAAGUAAUUUCCGUCAUUCCUUGAGAAAAAAACUAUUUUCAUGGUAUUUGUUACAGUGGAAUAAACAGUUCCGCGUACAUCUCACUUCACCACUGAUGACAUCACAUAUUGUGAUAUUUGAGUAUGAUUAUGUUACAUUAACUUUCGAACGAUUGGGACAUCAAGAUGAAUGGUUUGUGAUUGUUGAUGUGUAUGAUGUGCUGUGUGUCUGAUAGCGUUUAAGGGUCGGUUUAUCAAUCACCAGCUAACCUCAUUUGACAACAGUUUUGUCUUAGUUCCUAGUCAAACUGUUUUUCGUUAUCAUGUUACCAUCAACUGGUAGCUGAAGUCUCAGUGACCGUAACAGUCGCUAGAAAGUGAUAGUUUUUUAUUCAAGCUGACAGUUAUGUCACAGAAUAUCAGUUCCGAUAUUCUAUGGUUAUGAGGUUGCGCAUGCGAAAUUAGGUUAUUUAUGUUUUUUGUGAUACAAAUGUUAUUUGAAAAAUACUUUUUGCAAGUAAAGAGUUAAUUACUAUAAUUGUUUAAUUAUGGAAGUUUUCCAUUUGUUAAAUGACGAAGGUGAGGAUAUAGUGGAGUUCAUUGAAGCACAAAGAAGACCUCACAUUGUUAAUGAACGUAAUGAUGCUUUCAAUGAAUUAGAUGAUGUGGAGUUUGUGAGAAGAUUCAGAUUGGAGAAAAAUACAGUAUUAUUCAUAUUAGAACAAAUAGAGCAAGCACUUGAAACACCAACAGAUAGGUAAGAGUGAUUGGAUCUUUGUCAUGGCAGAUUCAAAUUUUAUGUUUAUUUCAGUCUAAUUAACCAAUUGUUACUGACAUUGAGGUUCUAUGCAACAGGAAGUUUUUUCAAUAACUAUUGGUGAUUACAUGCAUGUUAGUAAAAGUUCAGCUAGUAACAUAAUAAAAAAGGUUUCCUCAGCCCUGGCAUUGCUUGCCCUAAGUUACAUAAUGAUGCCAAGAAAUGAAAAUGAAGUGUCAUUCAAGCGUAUACAGUUUUAUAAUAAAGCAAGCCUUCCUAGAGUUAUUGGCUCACUAGAUUGCACACAUAUAAAAAUUCAGUCUCCUGGUAAGGAUAAUGCUGAACUCUUCAGAAACCAAAAAGGAUAUUUUUCAAUAAAUGUUCAAACUGUUAGUUCAACAGAUUUGAAGAUCAUGGAUCUAGUUGCCCGUUGGCCAGGUUCUACACAUGACCAAACCAUCUUUGAUCAUUCCAAUUUGAAACGUAGACUGGAAAAUGGAGAAUUUGGUAAUAGCUUAUUGGUGGCAGAUAGUGGCUAUGUCAAUACUCAACACAUUAUCACACCAUUGCUAACACCGGGUAAUGAAGUAGAGCAGUUGUAUAAUGAAUCAGUAACACGAACUAAGAAUCCAGUAGAACGUCAAUAUGGCGUGUCGAAAAGGAGGUUUACUGUUUUAGCAUUAGGGCUUCGACUUAAAUUAGAAACUGCACAAACAGUCAUUGUUGCUGUAGGAGUGUUGCAUAAUAUUGCCAUAGAUAAAAGAGAACAAGAACCACCCCUGGAUCAAGAAGUCAAUUUAGCUAAUAUAAACCCUAAAAUGAUAUCUGAAUUAAAUCUACAAUGUUUCAGUAAGACAUGCCCCUCUAUGUUUUUCAGGUACUUGAAACAUUUUGGUAUGCACUUCAAAAAUAUUAAAUACAACAAGAAUAUAAUCAGCUCAAAAAACAUGACUUGA